This is a messenger RNA of Trichosurus vulpecula (common brushtail), 2387 nucleotides long. RefSeq names its product transmembrane protease serine 9-like. Gene Ontology annotation, molecular function: serine-type endopeptidase activity. Lineage: Eukaryota; Metazoa; Chordata; Mammalia; Diprotodontia; Phalangeridae. Gene Ontology annotation, biological process: proteolysis. The transcript has 11 exons. The record is from RefSeq and is a predicted model, not a curated record. Bases 1 to 1914 code for a protein of 637 amino acids.
AUGGGCUGUGGGCAGCUCCGGAUGUCUGGCCGCAUCGUGGGUGGGAGGGAUGCCCGGGAGGGGGAGUGGCCGUGGCAAGCCAGCCUGCAGUACCAUCGGUCCCACACGUGUGGGGCCUCACUCAUCUCUCGACAGUGGGUGUUGACCGCAGCUCACUGCUUCCCAAGACCCGUGAGGCUGUCGGACUACCGAGUACGCCUGGGGGAGUUCCGCCUGGCCCGGCCCUCGCCUCAAGCUCUCUCCCUGCAGCUCCUGCGGGUCGUGCUCAACGCCAACUUCACCGAAGACGGGGCCCAGGGCGACAUCGCGCUGGUCCAGCUCCGCCGCCCAGUCCCAUUCAGUGCCCGUAUCCGGCCGGUCUGCCUGCCUGGACCCGGAGCCCUGCCACCCCCGGGCACCCCGUGCUGGGUCACGGGCUGGGGCAGCCUCCAGCCCGGAGCGCCACUGCCUGGCUCCCGGCCCCUGCAGGGCGUCCAGGUUCCGCUGAUAGACAGACGGGUCUGUGACCGGCUCUACCACGUGGACUCCGACAUCCCACUCACCGAGCCCAUAGUCUUGCCUGGCACUCUAUGUGCAGGCUAUGCCAGAGGCAGCAAGGAUGCCUGCCAGGGAGAUUCCGGAGGCCCCUUGGUGUGCAUCCAGUCUGGUCGAUGGGUCCUUGAAGGUGUGGUGAGUUGGGGCAAGGGAUGUGCUUUGCCCAACCGCCCAGGUGUCUACACAAGUGUGGCCCACUACUGGCCUUGGAUUCAGGCCCACAUAAGCACCCCCACCCUGCACUCCCCCCCACCAAGAAUCCAGUCAUCCCCAAUCCCACCACCUCUUGCCAUUAUUCCUUCCUGGUUUCUAAAAAUGGCCAACUCAGCUCAGCCCUGGGGACAAAAGGACAGCAGCUGUGGAACCCUGGCAUUCUGCCCACUGCCCCAAGGCCCAGUAAGGGAAAUGGAACAACUGGGGACUGCCUGGCUCUUGCUGUCGCUGCCACUGCUGCCGCCUAUGACAAAAGGUGAAGAAGGUCAUUGGAUAAGUUCAGGCUGUGGUCAGCAAAUCCUGAAGAACCAGGUGAAUGAGCGAAUCGUUGGAGGCAAAAAUGCCCAUGAAGGGGCGUGGCCAUGGCAGGCCAGUCUGAGGCAGAACAAGGCCCACAUCUGUGGGGCCACUCUCAUUUCCCAUAGCUGGGUUCUGACAGCAGCCCAUUGCUUUCAACAGCCUUUCCAGGUGUCCCAGUUCCAGGUAGUCCUCGGGGAACUGCAGCUCUUUUCCAACCCAGGCCAGUCCAUCUCAAGCCCAGUGAGCCAAGUGAUCCUGCACCCAGACUACUCCGGAGGAGAUGGGUCAACAGGGGACAUCGCCCUCUUGAAGCUGGCCCAGCCUUUUGACUUCUCUCCCUGGAUUCUGCCUGCCUGUCUCCCUGGGGCCUACAACCCCUUUCAUACUAAUGUGACCUGUGUCGUGACAGGAUGGGGGAACCUAAAGGAGGGAGUCCAGCUGUCCUCACCAUACCCCCUGCAGGAAGCAAAGCUGCCACUGAUCGAAGCCAAGGAAUGUGACAAGAUCCUGAGCCACAGUCAGCAGAUCACUGAUAAAAUGGUCUGUGCUGGCUACCUCAAUGGGGGUGUGGAUGCCUGUCAGGGCGAUUCUGGGGGUCCCUUGGUAUGUCCCGAUCUGGGCUCCUGGUUCCUGGUGGGAAUCGUAAGCUGGGGCAUCGGCUGUGCCCGACCCGGAAAACCAGGUGUCUACACUCUCGUGUCUGCCUACGGGGACUGGAUGCAGAGCCACGCCUCGGAGGUGCAGCGGGGCUCCUAUGACAUCCAAGUGUGGAAUGCUGCGGUGGCACGGCCUCCCGGUCCGCACAUCUCCAGCCUCCUGCUGGUCCUGUGGGGCCUCACCAACAGCGGCUGCUUCCCUUCCAUUUAACCCUGUUCCCUCUCCCCGCCCGCCACCCCGCGUCCAGACACAGCCAAACCCUCUUUUCCCAGUGCCUUCCCUUUCCAAAAGGCCCUUCCUGGGUCCUCCUCCUGGCCAGCGCAUCUCCCACCCCAGAGCCGGGUCGGGAUGGAGCUGGCACGCCAGCAUUUAACCCUCCGUCUCUCUCCGAGAUCGAUGCCAGGAGAAAGGUUACAGUAAGGCGGAACAAGUGCCACCGGCCGUCGCAGCCAAGCAAGGGGGCAGAGGGGACGUAGGCGCCGAGCUGCCAGCCAGAAGAGCCCGGUGGGAAUUCCCGCUUUGCCACCGACUCGUGGGGCAAAGCACCUCCUCUCCUGGGCUUCAUUUUCCCUUCUGUAAAUUCCGAGGCACGCCCAUCUCCAGUAAGUUAGGAGCCGGCCAGGGGUCAAACUGAGGCCUCGCUCAGCGAACGCAAAGCGAAAAGUAAACAGUGAAAGCCUCUA